Molecule: messenger RNA, 432 nt
Organism: Drepanopeziza brunnea f. sp. 'multigermtubi' MB_m1
Lineage: Eukaryota; Fungi; Ascomycota; Leotiomycetes; Helotiales; Drepanopezizaceae
Source: RefSeq, a predicted model, not a curated record
AUGCUUGUUCUGCAUAACACAUCUUUUAAAAUCGUUAAGCGCGGUCGAAGCCGUUUAAAAAAUCCUUUCUUUACUUUAGCUAUUGCUGCUGCUAUAGCUGCGGCGACUACAGCGUCUAAUAAAGACUGCUACAAUUACGAUACGAGCGUUAUUCGCUAUCUCCGGUAUAUUAAAAGUAGCUAUAGCAAUUGCACCGUUGCUUUUGCCGCUGCUAACACCGCUUUCGAUAACUUCGUAAACGCUAAAGAUAAUACAGCCCUUGCGCUUGCGUUAACCGCUCUUAUUGCUUUCGUCGCUUUCGUUAUUUUCGUCGCCCUCGCAGCUACCGUCGCUUCCGUCGCACUUAUUAUCGUCGCUUUUUUUACGUUAAUCGUUGCGCUUGCCGCUUUCGCGGCGGCGCCCGCCGUUGCUAUAACUUUUGCGAAGCGCUAA